AAGCCGGUGGUGGAGAUGGAUGGGGACGAGAUGACGCGGAUCAUCUGGGAGUUUAUCAAGGAGAAGCUGAUCCUGCCCAACGUCGACGUGCAGCUGAAGUACUUUGACCUGGGCCUGCCGAACCGGGACCAGACGGACGACCAGGUCACCAUCGACUCGGCGCUGGCCACCCAGAAGUACAGCGUGGCCGUGAAGUGCGCCACCAUCACGCCCGAUGAAGCCAGAGUGGAAGAGUUCAAGCUGAAGAAGAUGUGGAAGAGCCCCAAUGGCACGAUCCGAAACAUCCUGGGCGGGACUGUCUUCAGGGAGCCCAUCAUCUGCAAGAACAUUCCCCGCCUGGUCCCGGGCUGGACCAAGCCCAUCACCAUCGGCAGACACGCCCAUGGCGACCAGUACAAGGCCACGGACUUCGUUGUGGACAGGUCUGGGACAUUCAAGAUGGUGUUCACCCCGAAGGAUGGCAGUGCCGUGAAGGAGUGGGAGGUUUACAACUUCCCUGGCGGGGGUGUCGGCAUGGGCAUGUACAACACGGACGAGUCUAUCUCCGGCUUCGCUCACAGCUGCUUCCAGUACGCCAUCCAGAAGAAGUUGCCCCUUUACAUGAGCACCAAGAACACCAUCCUCAAGGCCUACGAUGGGCGCUUCAAAGACAUCUUCCAGGAGAUCUUCGACAAGCACUACAAGACAGAGUUUGACAAGCUGAAGAUCUGGUAUGAGCACCGGCUCAUUGACGACAUGGUGGCCCAGGUGCUGAAAUCCUCUGGCGGCUUCGUCUGGGCCUGUAAGAACUACGACGGGGACGUCCAGUCGGACAUCCUGGCCCAAGGGUUCGGUUCCCUGGGCCUGAUGACCUCUGUCUUGGUGUGCCCGGAUGGAAAGACCAUAGAAGCUGAGGCAGCCCAUGGCACUGUCACCCGCCACUACCGGGAGCACCAGAAGGGACGACCCACCAGCACUAACCCCAUUGCCAGCAUCUUUGCCUGGACGCGUGGCCUGGAGCACAGAGGCAAGCUGGACAGUAACCCGGAUCUCAUGACGUUUGCUCAGACUCUGGAGAAGGUCUGCGUGGAGACGGUGGAGAGUGGAGCUAUGACAAAGGACCUCGCAGGCUGCAUCCACGGGCUCAGCAACGUGAAGCUGAACGAGCACUACAUGAACACCACGGACUUCCUGGACACAAUCAAGAACAACUUGGACAAAGCCCUGGGCAAGCAGUAGAGGCGAUGGGCUGUUCAGGGUGGGGUGGGGGGUGUCCGUCCGUCCGUAGCAGCACCAGAGCCAGGCGGUUUA
Emys orbicularis (European pond turtle) is the source of this 1290-nucleotide messenger RNA. RefSeq names its product isocitrate dehydrogenase (NADP(+)) 2 (gene IDH2). The transcript has 10 exons. The record is from RefSeq and is a predicted model, not a curated record. Gene Ontology annotation, cellular component: mitochondrion. Bases 16 to 1218 code for a protein of 400 amino acids. Gene Ontology annotation, biological process: isocitrate metabolic process; NADP+ metabolic process. Lineage: Eukaryota; Metazoa; Chordata; Testudines; Emydidae. Gene Ontology annotation, molecular function: magnesium ion binding; NAD binding; isocitrate dehydrogenase (NADP+) activity.